Xiphophorus hellerii (green swordtail) is the source of this 5839-nucleotide messenger RNA. It is a transcript of the gene myo5c, whose product is annotated as myosin VC. Gene Ontology annotation, cellular component: actin cytoskeleton; membrane; myosin complex. NCBI's taxonomy places the organism in Eukaryota, Metazoa, Chordata, Actinopteri, Cyprinodontiformes, Poeciliidae. The record is from RefSeq and is a predicted model, not a curated record. Gene Ontology annotation, biological process: actin filament organization. Gene Ontology annotation, molecular function: ATP binding; microfilament motor activity; actin filament binding.
UUUUAUAGUUGUUAGAAACAAGUGCAGUCUCUCAGGGACUUUAUGGCAACUUAGAAAGAAAGCACAGGGAAGCAACAGGCGCUAAAAAACACAAAGUGAAGCACAAACAUGGCUUUAUCUGAGCUGUACACAAAGUAUAACAGAGUGUGGAUACCAGAUGAAGGACAAGUGUGGAAAUCGGCUGAAAUCACUAAAGACUUCCACUCAGGCGAUAAUGUUCUUGAAUUACUCCUGGAAGACGGAACUGUUCACCUCCACCCGGUUGACCCCUCCAAACCCAAACUGCCGCCUCUCAGAAACCCAGACAUCUUGGUAGGGGAGAACGACCUCACGGCUCUCAGCUACCUGCACGAACCUGCGGUCCUGCACAACCUCAAAGUCCGAUUUGUCGAGUCCAGAAUCAUCUACACCUACUGUGGUAUCAUUCUGGUAGCCGUAAAUCCAUAUAAACAGCUUCCUGUCUAUGGAGACGCAAUCAUUCAUGCUUAUUCAGGCCAGAACAUGGGAGACAUGGAUCCUCAUAUAUUUGCUGUGGCAGAGGAGGCGUACAAACAGAUGGCCAGGAAUCAUAAAAACCAGUCCAUCAUUGUGAGCGGGGAAUCCGGAGCUGGAAAAACCGUAUCGGCGCGUUACGCUAUGAGGUACUUUGCUGUUGUGAGCAAAUCUGGAAGUCAGACUCGGGUUGAAGACAAAGUGUUGGCUUCCAAUCCGAUCACAGAGGCAAUUGGAAAUGCAAAAACCACCCGAAACGACAACAGCAGCAGGUUUGGAAAAUACACAGAGAUCAGCUUUGACAGGAGGUAUCGCAUCAUCGGAGCGAACAUGAGGACUUACCUCUUAGAGAAGUCCAGGGUGGUUUUUCAGGCAGAAAAUGAGCGUAAUUACCACAUAUUCUACCAGAUGUGUUCGUGUGCAGACUCUGCAGAGUUCAAGCACCUGAGACUGUUGAGUGCAGAUGAGUUCAGGUACACCGGCAUGGGUGGCGACAUAACUAUAGAUGGUGUGUAUGACAAAAAAGACUUUGAAGAGACUCGACAGACCUUCUCCCUUCUGGGUUUGAAAGAGGACUUCCAGUCAGAUGUUUUUAAAGUUUUAGCUGCAAUUUUGCAUUUGGGGAAUGUGGAGAUCAGAAGCUCUGGGGACGACAAGUCAUCAGCUGCUCUGAGCGAUCCACACCUGGCGGCGUUCUGCGACUUGCUGUGUGUGAGCGCGGCUGAGCUGGUGCGAUGGCUGUGUAAUCGCCGGAUCGUUCUGGUGGCUGAAACGGUCGUGAAGCCGGUUCCUAAAGAGCGAGCGGCGGCCGGCAGAGACGCUCUGGCUAAGCAGAUCUACGCACACCUGUUUGACUGCAUCAUCACCAGGAUCAACACGGCGCUGCAAGUUCCUGGAAAACAACACGCUUUCAUCGGCGUUCUGGACAUCUACGGAUUUGAAACAUUUGACAUCAACAGCUUUGAGCAGUUUUGUAUCAACUAUGCGAAUGAAAAGCUCCAGCAGCAGUUUAACUUGCAUGUGUUCAAACUGGAGCAGGAGGAGUACAUGAAGGAGGACAUCCCUUGGACUCUGAUAGACUUUUAUGAUAAUCAGCCUGUUAUUGACCUGAUCGAAGCAAAGAUGGGGAUCCUCGACUUGCUCGAUGAAGAAUGCUUAUUUCCCCAAGGAACAGACCAGAGCUGGCUGCAGAAGCUGUUCAACUACCUUGAAGCCAAUCAUUUGUUUGAGAAGCCCAGGUUAUCAAAUGAGGCAUUUGUGAUUCAACACUUUGCAGACAAGGUGGAAUAUCAGUGCCGAGGUUUUCUUGAGAAGAAUCGAGAUGCUCUUUAUGAAGAGCUGGUGGACACGAUGGGAGCCAGUAAGUUUUCCUUUCUGGCACAUUUCUUCCAAGAGGAGGAGCAGAGCAGAGCGGCCAGUAAAGGCGUCAAAGUUAAAUCAGCCAGGCCUUCUGUGAAACCAGCCAAUAAGCAGCUGAGGACUUCAGUGGGAGAUAAAUUUCGCAGCUCCUUGUCUUUACUGAUGGGAACGCUGAACGCCACCACCCCUCACUAUGUUCGCUGCAUAAAGCCAAACGAUGAAAAACUCCCAUUUGAAUAUGACUCGGGGCGGGUGGUGCAGCAGCUGCGGGCCUGCGGAGUGCUUGAAACCAUUCGGAUCAGUGCACAGAGCUACCCGUCCAGGUGGACGUACAUUGAGUUUUACAGCCGAUACAGCAUCCUGAUGUCACAUGUGGAGGCAGAUUUCAACGACAAGAAACAAACCUGCAAAAAUGUCCUGCAGAGAUUGAUUCAGGACCCCAACCAGUACAAGUUUGGCCGUACAAAGAUCUUCUUUCGCGCUGGACAGGUAGCUUAUCUGGAGAAGCUGCGUCUGGAUCGACUGAGAGGAGCCUGCGUGACGAUUCAGAAACACGUCCGUGGAUGGAGCCGCAGGAGGAAAUACCUGAGGAUACGAGAGGCAGCCAUCAUCCUCCAGCAGUACAUCCGAGGGAAGAGGACGAUCCGUAAAAUGGUGACCGCUGAAACACUGAAGCAGGGCUGGGCUGCUGUGGUGAUCCAGAGACACUGGAGAGGUUACUGCAUGAGACAGAUCUACCAUGUCGUCCAAAUGGCCUCCAUCACCAUCCAAGCCUUCACCAGAGGAUGGAUGGCCAGAAAACGCUACAAGAAGAUGAUUGAGGAGCACAAAGCUCUGGUUCUGCAGAAAUAUGCCAAAGCAUGGCUGGCCCGGCGGCGUUUUCAAACCAUGCGCCGCCUUGUGCUUAAUGUGCAGCUCUCCUACCGGGUGCAGCAGCUCAGGAAGAAGACUGAAGAGCAGAACAAAGAGAAUCGAGGAUUAAUGGAGAGACUGACGAGUCUGGCCAGCAGUCAUUCCCAAACGAUGGAAAAACUCCACAGUCAGGAGGCACAACUGGAAAAACUAACAAACCUGAAGGCAUCUCUGGAGGAAAGAGAAAAGAAAGCAAGAGAAGAGGCUAGCAUGACAAUUAAUCAGCUUCAAAGACAAUUUGAAGAACUAAACACUGAAAAGCAGAACUUGGAGAAAAAGCUUGAAGUUUCCAUCAAAGAGACAAAAGAAAGUUUUGAUCAAGUAAAAAGAAACCUCCUGGAAGAGAAAGAGAAUGAAGUCCGGCUUAGAAAAAUUGCAGAGAACAACACUGAGAUCCAGAGACAUGACCACGAGAAAGAGCUGGAGAUCCUGAAGGAGGAGAUAAAGAGACUGAAAGAGGACAGAGUGAGUCUGCAGAGGAAGGUUGAGGAUGGGGCGCAGGUGAACUCUGACCUGCAGGAACAGGUCAUUCAGCUCACCAAGCAUGUGAAGGUCAUCCCAGAGCUGCGCAGAGAUCUGAACAACCUGCAGAAUCAGAAGAACAACCUGGACCGUAAGAUGAAGGAACAGUCGGAGCAAACAAGAGCUAAAACAAAGGAAAUUGUAAGACAGCUGCUUGGCGGUUUUAUUGAAGAGGAAAAGCUUUUGGGGCUUGUUCCAGAAGACUCUGAGAAGAUUUAUGAACUGGAUGAUUUGCAGGAAGCCUUUGAGAGUCUGCAAAAAGCCACAAGGUCUGGAAGUUACUGGGAAAACCACCAGAAGGAGCAGAGGGAGACGUACGAGUCUCAGAUGGAGGGCCUGACUCUGAGAGUGGACCACCUUCAGAACGAGAACAGCAAACUGCAAAAUCUUUUCCAGGAAAAAAGCAACAUCAACGAGGAUAUCCGCCAGGAAGUAUCGAGGCUGAGCAGUGAGAACUCGGUCAUACCGGAGCUGAAGCUGCAGGUUUCAGAGCUGCACAGACAAAAGCAGGAGCUUGAGACCGUUGUUAAAGAGCAGAGCAGCGAGUUAGCAGAAAAAAAUAUGGAGAUCAGCAACAUUCUCCAUAAGAAGAUCACAGAAGAAAGCUCCCAACGCAGACAUUUUGAGGAGAAAGCCAGGGAGCUGGAGGAGAUCAGAGAGGAGCUCCAAGUAAAGAUAGAGGAGUUGGAGGAGGAGAAUGAACAUUUGAAGAGACAGCAGCUGAUGGAGGGCGAAGUGAAGAGAAAACUGAGAGAGGAAACGUCGCAGUUAACAGCUGAGAACAUGGACUUAGAGGAGCAGCUUGACCAGAAAGAACGCUGGAUUAAGAAACUCCACAGUCAAAUAAAGUGCCUUGAAAUGUCACAGAAAGCAAAACAAACUCCUGCUCUUCCUAAAGAAUAUCUUGGCAUGUUGGAGUAUAAGAGGGAGGAUGAAGCAAGACUCAUUCAAAACAUCAUAACUGACCUGAAGCCCAAAGGUGUGGUGGUCAAUGUGAUUCCUACUCUCCCAGCCUUCAUCCUCUUCAUGUGCGUCCGCCAUGCCGACUACCUGAACGACGACAACAAACUGAAGUCUCUGAUGAACGGGAUCAUCCAAGGGGUCAAAAAGGUCGUCGUGGCUCACCACAAAGACUUUGAGUCAUUGUCCUUCUGGCUCUCCAACACAUACCGGCUGCUCAACUGUCUGAAACAAUACAGCGGGGAGGAACAGUUCCUGAAGCAGAGUACCCCUCGCCAGAAGAAGAACUGCCUGCAGAACUUCGAUCUGUCCGAACACAGACAGAUCCUCAGCGACCUGGCCAUACAAAUCUACCAUCAGCUCAUCUCCAUCAUGCAGAAGACGCUCACGCCUGCCUAUUGGUUUCCUGGUAUGCUGGAGCAUGAGAGCUUGCAGGGGAUUUCUAGCAUGAAACCGACUGGCUUCAGGAAGCGAUCCAGCAGCUUUUAUAAUGACUCGGAGACGUACACCAUCUCCUCCAUCCUGCAGGAACUCUCCGUGUUUUAUUCUGCCAUGAGCCACCACGGCAUGGAGCAGAGCCUGACCACGCAGGCCGUCAAACAGCUCUUCUUUCUGAUUGGAGCCACCACCUUCAACCAAAUCAUGCUCCGCAAAGACAUGUGCUCCUGCAGGAAAGGAAUGCAGAUCAGGUGUAACAUCAGCUACCUGGAGGAGUGGCUGAAGGAGAACGAGCUGCAGAGCUGCGGCGCCAUCGAUACGUUGAGGCCUCUGGCUCAGGCCGCCUGGCUGCUGCAGGUCAACAAAUCCACCGACGAAGACGCUAAAGAGAUCGCAGAAAAGUGCACCGAACUCAACCCUGUCCAGAUUGUCAAGAUUUUGAACUCCUACACACCCAUCGAUGAUUUUGAGAAACGAGUGACGUCAUCGUUUGUUCGCCAAGUUCAGUCCUUCCUUCAGGAAUACGAAGGCGCCACGCAGCUGAUGCUGGACACAGAUUAUCGCUUCCAGGUGACGUUUCCUUUCUGUCCGUCUUCGACAGCGUUAGAGUCUCUGCAGGUUCCCAGCAGCCUUCAUCUGGAGUUCCUAACCAGGAUCUGAGCCGUGAACCUUUCACUCCUCACGACUGAAUUAUGCUCACCUCGCACCUUACUGUAAAUAAGACUUUUUUUAAAAAACAAAUGUAGGAAGACAAAAUGCUGGGCAAGAUGCAGAAUUUUAAAUUUGUGUUUGUUCUGAACAGUUUUUUAUUCAAAUAUUCCUGUAAAUAAAUGUUAUAUGACUUUUUAAACUACAUAUAAGGCAGUCUCUCGAUGCAAAAUUGUGACCAAGAUUUAUAAGUAAUGUGGCUUUGACUUUUGUGUUAGAAAGUGUUUAGUUAAUUUUAUUGUUUAAAGUUUUUAGCAUCAUUCACCACUGAAGGAAAGAACUUAUUUUAUUGCUGUAUUUCCAGAUAUAAAUUAAAAUGACCUACAAUCGUUUCUGCUCUUCUCUUUGGUUUAUUUUGGGUUAAACAAAGUCAUUGUGGAGAAAGAGGUGAAAAUAUCUGUUCAUUUGUUUCCUGUUUAUUUUUCAUUAAAAUAAGGGAUUGUGGGCA